Molecule: messenger RNA, 2193 nt
Organism: Paramecium tetraurelia
Lineage: Eukaryota; Ciliophora; Oligohymenophorea; Peniculida; Parameciidae
Exons: 4
Source: RefSeq, a predicted model, not a curated record
AUGUAUUAAACACAAACCUCAUCUUAAAAACAAAUUGAAGAAAUGAUUGCUUAUAGUUAAUCGAAUUUAUCAAUAAUGCUAAACAUGGAACAAUUUAUGAAAUAUUUUAGAGCUAGCGAUCCAUUUGCAAUUGAUUUUUUAUCAAGAAAUGUUAAGUAAAUGUUUGACAUUUUGUUUGUUGACUAUGAUAAAGUUUAAACUGACUAAUUAGUCAUUUAUAGUGAUUUAAUUAGUAAAAUCUUUGAGAUAAUAGAUCUAAACUUAGAGCCUAUAAUGAAAUAAAUAGAAAUUUAUUGGGAAGUGAUUUUUGAUUUGAGAUGGAGAGCAGUGACACCAGAUACUUAAUGGGGAGUAGCUCAUAAAUUGUUUCAGUUGAUAAAGGAUCGAGAUAAGAGAUUUGUUCUUGAUCAAUUUCAAAGACCUAACUUUUUGGUUUCGUUUUUGCCUUUAAUUCACAUUAAUAGUGUUGCUUAGAUUUUAAUCAUCUUUUACGAGUUUGGGUUUCAUUAAUAAUAACUUGAUUUUUUGAGAGUUGGUUUUGAUCGAUUUUAAGAUUUCGAUCCUUGUAGUGCAAUCAAUUUCACUUUUAUAGUUCAUGAAAUCAUGAUAAGGAUACUAAAUGAAGCUUAAAUUGAAUAUGUGAUAAAAGGAGAAAUUCAAAGGAAAAUGUUUUCCAUAAUUGUAAGAGAGGAUAUUAAUGCAAUAACUUUGAAGAACGCUGCUCAUGUUCUGUCGUUAGUAUCAAAUUAUUACUCAAUGGAUAUGCAAAAUAUUCAAUUGGAUGAACCUGAGACAUAAGAAAUUACAUAGAAUUUUAGACGUACUGAAUUCUUUGAAUGUUUUGAUGUCAAAAUAAUAGCUAUAAUAUUAUAAUAAUCACUGUUAAAUAAAACUAAGGUUGGUCUGUUGAUUAUUAAACUCAUAGAAGUAAUUGAUAAUUUAGUCAGAAUUACAGAUAUCUAAUUAUGGGAAAAGGUUGAUAAAGCUAACAUAAUGGAGUUGAUAUUUAACUUAGUGCAUAAAUUUAAUAAAUAGGAUAUUUUUAUAUCUUAUGUUGGCAACAUGAUUUCUUUCGUUUUUGAAAGAGCUUUGAACGAUUUUCAUCCAUAUUGGGCAUCCAAAUUAAUAUUGAAGAAUAAGAUACAUGAUAAACAUCAUAGGUUGAUAGACAAAUAAAUUUAUGAAUUUGAAUCAAAGUUGUCUCUUAAAUUAAUUAAAGAUGGAGAGUUCUUGCCAUAUUAUGAUUAUUUGAAAUAAAUUGAAGAGGAGUUGAUGAUUUCUCACAAUUGGAGAACUUUGAAGUUACAUUAAAUGAAGCAAGAAGAAAAACAUAGAUACAAAUUAGGUGAAGAUCCUAGUAGUCCUUAAUUUGAAGAGAAAAUAAUUGUAUCUGCUCUAGAUGUUGAGGAUAGUAAAUACUUAGAGUAAGAUGGAGUUGAUGAAUCAGCAAAUAAUAUUUUUAUUAAUUGUUAGUCCAAAUCUACUCCAAAAUAACAUUAUCAAGAAAUUACUUAAAAUAUAUUUGAAACAACCCCAAUUAUUAGUGCAGAUGCAGAGUCUGAAUCAAACUCAGAAUCUUCGAAUAAUGAGAGUGAGUAACCCAUUGAAAGAAAGUUUGUUUAGGAGACUGGUAAACCAAUUGAUCCUUUGGAUUAAUUGAAAGAGGUUUUAUAGGGGUUGGGCUUGAAAUCUAAUUAACAAAAUAAAUUAUCUCAUUCUGAUCAAUUAGAUAGGGAAAAAGUAAUUAAAAAUAGAAAUCUAUCCAACUCAUUAAAUCACGAAGAAUAGAAAAAUAAGCUUAUGACUGCUUCACUUAGAGAUGAUUAUGAAGCGCCAUCACUUAGAAUUGAAAGAAGAAGCUCUCUCCAAUUAGUCUCAAAUGUCAAGAAAUUGAAUAAAAAUUUUGAGGAAUUUCACAUUGAUUUUUUCAAUAAUCGUAAAAUCCUCAAAAAAGAUGAUAAUAGUAUUUUGAAAGUUGAUGAGAUUGAUUUUGAAAAACUACCUUAAAAAUAAAUAAUUUAAGUUGUUUUUUAAAAAUAACAUGAAGAAGUUGUACUAAAGACAAAAUUAGUGGAGGAACCAAAGGAAGAAAACAAUUUGUUUCCUAAGUUUGAGAAGGUCGAGGAUAUUAAAUUUAGAUAACUAUAACAAAAGGAUCUCCACUUUCUAGAAUUUCUAAAAAACUAGGAAUGA